Molecule: messenger RNA, 6940 nt
Organism: Rosa rugosa (rugosa rose)
Lineage: Eukaryota; Viridiplantae; Streptophyta; Magnoliopsida; Rosales; Rosaceae
Product: protein PHOTOPERIOD-INDEPENDENT EARLY FLOWERING 1
Exons: 20
Coding region: 160-6525 (2121 amino acids)
Cellular component (GO): Swr1 complex
Molecular function (GO): ATP binding; ATP hydrolysis activity; ATP-dependent chromatin remodeler activity
Source: RefSeq, a predicted model, not a curated record
AGGCUUUGGGAGAGACGGAGUCCUCAGAUAGAACAAGCUCUAGAAAAGGAGAGAGAAAGAGAUAGGCACAGUGAAAGCAAUCGGAGAAGAAGCUCCACGGUGGCGUUGAUCGGACGGUCCAGAUCCCCUGGCUUCUGGAUCUGACGACGACACAGCACCAUGGCUUCCAAAGGUCCAAGGCCGAAGCUCGAUCACGAACCCAGACCCAAGCGCCACAAGGCCCUUGAAGUUGCGAACGAACCUCGACGGCCAAAAGCUCAUUGGGACCAUGUUUUAGAAGAGAUGAUCUGGCUGUCAAAGGACUUUGAGUCGGAGAGAAAAUGGAAAUUGGCUCAGGCAAAGAAGGUUGCUUUACGAGCCAGCAAGGGCAUGCUAGAUCAGGCUACAAGGGGAGAAAAGAAAAUGAAGGAAGAAGAGCAACGGAUGAAAAAAGUUGCACUUAAUAUUUCAAAGGAUGUGAAGAAAUUCUGGCUGAAAAUAGAAAAACUGGUGCUUUACAAACAUCAGAUGGAGCUUGAUGAGAAAAAGAAAAAGGCGCUUGAUAAACAGCUUGAGUUCCUUUUAGGUCAAACUGAGAGGUACUCAACAAUGUUGGCAGAAAAUCUUGCGGACAAGCCUGUGCAGCAAUGUUCCACACAAGAUCAACUGAGUAUUGAAGGCACAGCUGUGGGCGAAAAUGAUAUUAGCAAAUCAGCAGAAUUGAAUGUCGAACCUCAAUCAGAUACAGCAGACGGUGAUGAUGAUUAUAAUAUGCAAUCUGAUGAUGGAUCAGGAGAUGAUGAAAACACGAUUGAGGAAGAUGAAGCUCUUUUUACUAAAGAAGAAAGACGGGAAGAAUUGGCUGCUUUACAGAAUGAAGUGGAUGUUCCACUCGAGAAGCUACUCAAACAAUAUACUAGAAAGAAAGUUAACAGAGAAAGUAGUCAAGAAAAGGAUGAAGAUUAUGUUGCAGAGAUGACUUCUUCUGGGGAAGAUGAUGGUAUAUCUCCUGAAAAGGGUGAAGAUGACACUGAAAUGACCUCAGUGGGGAAAGAUCAUAGUAUGAGUUCAGAAAAGGGUGAAGAUGGUGCAGAAGUCAUGUCUGUGGGGGAAGAUCAUGAUAUGUGUCAUAAAACGGGUGAAGUUGGCGCAGAAAUGACCUCAUUGAGUGAAGAUCAUGGUGAACAAAACGAUCUUCUUAUAGCCAAUAAGACUGAUAGAAGCAGCCCAGAUGUUUUUACCGGUCGUCGUUGUGUUGGAAGUAAUGGUGUGCCUAUUUCAGAAACCCAUUCAUCCGAAAUUAAGAUUGGUGAAGCCAAAAAUAUUUCAGAAGCAUCUCUGCAGUCUGCCAAAGGAAAUAUGCCAUAUGAUUUUGAUGAUGAACAUGAGGAUGGUGACUUCAUUCUUGCUGCUGGAGAAGAAAAGGAUGAUGAGACAACCUUAUUAGAGGAGGAGGAAUUGGCAAAAGCAGAUACCAAUCAUCCCAUGGAUGAGAUUGCAUUACUGCAGAAGGAGAGUGAAAUACCGUUAGAGGAAUUGCUUGCAAGGUAUAAAAAGGAUUUGAGCGGUGAUGAAGUUGCAGAUGGUGAAUCUGAAUAUGGUUCUGCUUUAUCAGAGGGAUUUACGGAUUCUCCAUCUCUAGAAGAUUCUGAACUGAAGCAACAUGUUUCUAUCAAUGAAGAUGUUGACUCUGGUGAACACCAGCCAGCUCUUGAUUCUCCAACUGAAGAACAUAGGGCUUCAGAAGGAGGAAGUGAUAGUGAGAACAGAAUAGAGGAUGCAGCUGCUGCUGCAAGAUCAGCACAACCAACUGGAAACACCUUCUCCACAACAAAAGUCCGUACAAAGUUCCCCUUUCUUCUGAAGUUCCCUCUUCGUGAGUAUCAGCAUAUUGGUUUGGAUUGGCUUGUAACAAUGUAUGAGAAAAGGCUGAAUGGGAUUCUAGCCGACGAGAUGGGGCUAGGGAAGACAAUCAUGACAAUCGCUUUGCUUGCACACCUAGCCUGUGAAAAGGGCAUAUGGGGCCCUCAUCUUAUUGUGGUCCCAACCAGUGUAAUGCUCAAUUGGGAGACUGAGUUUCUAAAAUGGUGCCCUGCUUUCAAAAUCCUGACUUAUUUUGGAAGUGCAAAAGAGCGCAAAUUGAAGAGGCAAGGCUGGCUGAAACCAAACUCAUUUCAUGUCUGCAUAACAACAUAUAGACUGGUUAUACAAGAUUCAAAAGUCUUCAAGCGUAAGAAAUGGAAAUACUUGAUUUUAGAUGAAGCCCAUCUGAUUAAAAAUUGGAAGUCGCAGAGAUGGCAAACACUUUUGAACUUCAAUUCCAAACGACGCAUUUUGUUAACUGGUACUCCUCUACAGAAUGAUCUCAUGGAACUUUGGUCUCUAAUGCAUUUCUUGAUGCCCCACAUAUUUCAGUCUCAUCAGGAGUUCAAGGAUUGGUUCAGUAAUCCAAUAUCCGGGAUGGUUGAGGGGCAAGAAAAAGUAAAUAAAGAAGUUCUUGAUCGUCUACAUAAUGUCCUCCGCCCAUUCAUUCUCCGCCGUUUGAAACGAGAUGUGGAGAAACAGCUGCCUAUGAAGCAUGAGCAUGUCAUAUACUGUAGACUUUCCAGGAGGCAACGCAACUUGUAUGAAGACUUUAUUGCUAGCUCAGAAACACAAGCAACUCUGGCAAGUACCAAUUUUUUUGGAAUGAUAAGUAUAAUAAUGCAACUUCGUAAAGUGUGCAAUCAUCCUGACUUAUUUGAAGGUCGUCCAAUUGUCAGUUCCUUUGAUAUGAAUGGUAUUUACAUGCAACUGAGUUCUUCAAUAUGUUCAAUGCUUUCGCCUGGACCAUUUUCUGUGGUAGACCUUAAGGGAUUGGGGUUUUUAUUUACUCAUCUAGAUUUUUCGAUGUCUUCUUGGGAGAGUGAUGAAGUUAAAGCUCUUGCUACCCCAUCAAGUUUAAUUAAAGAGCGUGUUACCCGGAUUCAUCUUGAAGAUAUUGGUGGAUUUAAACAUCGUAAACAUCACAAGAAGAUGCAUGGUAUGAAUAUCUUCGAAGACAUCCAGAAGGCACUUAUGGAGGAGAGACUAAGGCAAGCAAAAGAACAUGCUGCAGCCGUUGCAUGGUGGAAUUCCUUGAGGUGUGAUAGAAAACCUAUAUACUCAACGAGCCUGAGGGAUCUUGUUACAGUUAGACAUCCUGUUGUUGAUAUUGCUCAUCACAAGGCUAACCCUGUGUCCUAUAUGUACUCCUCAAAGCUUGCUGAUAUAGUUCUUUCACCAGUAGAACGCUUCCAGAAAACAAUUGACCUGGUUGAAAGCUUCGUGUUUGCAAUUCCAGCUGCACGAGCUGCCCCACCUGUAUGCUGGUGCAGUAAAUCUGAAAGUUCUGUGUUUCUGCAACCAACUUAUAAGCAGAAAUGCUCUGAAGUCUUGUCGCCACUUCUGUCACCAUUUAGACCUGCAAUUGUCCGUAGACAAGUAUAUUUUCCUGAUAGGAGACUAAUACAGUUUGACUGUGGUAAGUUGCAGCAGCUUGCAGUUUUGCUUAGGAAAUUGAAGUCAGAAGGUCACAGAGCUUUGAUAUUCACUCAGAUGACGAAGAUGCUUGACGUCUUGGAGGCUUUCAUCAAUUUAUAUGGUUACACGUACAUGCGUUUAGAUGGAUCCACUCCGCCUGAGGAGAGGCAGACUUUAAUGCAGCGGUUUAACACAAACCCAAAAUUUUUUCUUUUCAUAUUGUCAACUCGUAGUGGAGGUGUUGGUAUUAACCUAGUUGGGGCAGAUACAGUUAUCUUUUAUGAUAGUGACUGGAAUCCUGCUAUGGACCAACAAGCUCAAGAUCGUUGCCACCGGAUUGGACAGACACGAGAAGUUCAUAUUUAUCGAUUGAUCAGUGAGAGCACCAUUGAAGAAAACAUUUUGAAGAAAGCAAAUCAGAAGCGGACUCUUGACAAUCUAGUUAUACAAAGUGGGGACUAUAACACUGAAUUCUUCAAAAAGCUUGAUCCCAUGGAGCUGUUUUCUGGUCAUAGAGCGCUUCCCAUUAAGAACAUGCAAAAGGAGAAAAAUCACAACACAACUGAAGUUUCUCUAUCUAAUGUGGACCUGGAAGCUGCACUAAAGCAUGCAGAAGAUGAAGCAGAUUAUAUGGCAUUAAAGAAAGUUGAGCAGGAAGAAGCUGUGGACAACCAAGAAUUUACUGAAGAAGCCAUUGUGAGAUUGGAAGAUGAUGAAUUAGUGAAUGAGGAUGACAUGAAGGUUGAUGAACCCACAGAUCAGGGGGCUUUGAUGAUGAUGUCUUCAAACAAAGACAGCAGAAUGAUGUUGAAUGGGAGUGAUCCUAAUGAAGAAAGAGCUCUCACUGGUGCUUGUAGGGAAGAUGAUGUGGACAUGAUGGCUGAUGUCAAACAGAUGGCUGCAGCUGCUGCUGCCGCAGGACAAGAGAUUUCAUCCUUUGGAAAUCAGUUACGUCCGAUAGAUCAUUAUGCAAUUCGUUUUCUAGAAUUGUGGGACCCAAUAAUAGACAAGACAGCAGCAGAAUCUCAAGUUAGAUUUGAGGAGAGAGAGUGGGAACUGGACCGCAUAGAAAAGUACAAGGAGGAAAUGGAAGCUGAGAUUGAUGAAGAUGAAGAACCUCUUGUAUAUGAAACAUGGGAUGCUGAAUUUGCAACUGAGGCAUAUCGGCAGCAGGUUGAAGCCUUGACUCAACACCAGUUGAUGGAGGAACUGGAAUAUGAAGCCAAGGAGAAGGAAGAUGAAGCAGAUGAAAAUCUUGAUUCUCUGAGGUAUGGGAUGCCAAGUGAUCCUAAACCUAAGCAUAAGAAGAAAUCGAAGAAAGCAAAAUUUAAAUCUCUGAAGAAACGGUCUCUAGCUUCUGAGCUGGAACCUGUUAAAGGAGAGCUGCAAGUGGAACCUAUGUUCAUAGAUGAAGAUUAUCUCUCUAAUGAUGUGUUUUCCUAUUCGGAUAUUGAAUCACCUCAUUCAAGUGUGCAGAAAAAACGCAAGAAGGCUGAAUCUAAACCAGCUGGUGAAGAUAAGAUUUCAAAGAAGAAGUCUAAGAAACUGAAGAAGUCUCAUCUUGAAAUCAGUACUUCAGAGUUUGAUACUAGUGUCUCCUCAGUGCAGCAUGUUGAAGCAUCAGAGUUAAAACCAUGUGAGAGUGUGGUUGAAUUCGAGCAUAAACCAAUUAGUAGAUCCAAAAUGGGAGGGAAAAUAUCCAUCACUGCCAUGCCUGUAAAGCGAGUUCUAAUGAUAAAACCAGAGAAGCUAAAGAAGGGAAACAUUUGGUCUAGAGAUUGUAUUCCAUCACCGGAUUUUUGGUUAUCACAGGAGGAUGCAAUUUUAUGUGCUGUGGUACAUGAGUAUGGCCCUUAUUGGAGCUUGGUGAGUGAGACGCUUUAUGGUAUGACUGCUGGUGGGUUUUAUAGGGGGAGAUAUCGCCAUCCAAUUCUUUGUUGUGAGAGGUUUAGGGAACUUAUCCAAAGAUAUGUUUUCUCCGCUCCAGACAAUCCUAAUUAUGAAAAGGUCAACAAUAUAGGAUCUGGAAAAGCUCUUUUAAGAGUAACAGAGGAAAAUAUUCGAAUGUUAUUAAAUGUUGCUGCCGAGCAGCCCAAUACAGAAUAUUUGAUUCAGAAACACUUCAUUGCCCUGCUAUCCUCUGUCUGGAAGAUGGCAUCUCACAAAGACGGGAGACAAAAUCUCCCAUCUUCUGGGAAUGGUGUAUAUUUUGGCGGAAAAUUUUUCAGUUCUUCCAACCAAAUUUCUCGGACUUCAGUGAAGGAAAACACAGCAACCAUGAAAUUUACCAAUUUUGGACAGGGUGCCAGGUUGGUAGCAGCUGCACUUAAUGAUGCCAGCAGCAGGCGAGGGGAUGAGUGUGUCAUUUCUCCCAACCCUAGGAAAAAAUCGUCAACCAAUGCUGAACAGUUGGAUAUAACUCUGGACUUUCAGGCACAAAAGGAUGACUCCACAGAUCCAUUUCCAUCUGUUAUCAAUUUAUCAAUAUCUGAUAUAGGCCCUCCAUCAGAAAAUAAGGCAAUGGAACCGUAUCUUCUCAGAGAUUCCUGUAAUGACUAUUGCAAAAGCACCAGUGAUGCAAAUGUGGCUGAGAACCGUUUCAGGAAUGCAACAAGAGCUUGCGAUGAAGAUACUAUGGGGUGGGCUUCAUCGACAUUCCCGACAUAUGAUGUCAGGUCUCGAUCAGUGUCAAAGUUACCUUCCUCAGGAAAGCACAAGCUUGUCUUCUCCGAUCCAGUUAGACCUUCAAAAUCCAAGUUCAGAAAAAAUGCAGUAGAGCAUGGUGAGAUGCGUCACUUUCUGGCUGAGCAUGUAUUCCCACCCUUGCCAAUAGCUGCACCGCUGAAUCCCAGUCCAAGGUUCGACCUGAACCUUCCUGUCAACGAGGAUAUUGAGACUGGUGAUCUGGAAAGCACUUCCCAUUCUCAGGUGGUUGAGUGUUCAUUUGAAGAAAGCUUUGGAGUUCUCCCACAUGAAUAUGUUCCUGAAUUGCUUUCAGGCCUUGAUGACUGUUCAUUAUUGCCAGAAUAUGAUGACAUUGCCUAAGGUAAACUGACGGCCACAACCACAGAAGUUUUGUUCAAGGGUGGUUCUGAUGAAGCACUUGCUAUGGGUUGAGUACUGAUCUAAUUUGGGCUUAUCGACCAUAGCGGCAGAUGCAUUUGGGGGAUUUGAUUCCUGUCGCAUGCUGAAAACUAGUGGGAUGAUCAAUCUGAGCAGUGCUAUGAAGGUUCCAGGAUCAGGGAAAUUCAAAUUGUAUCAUAAAAAUUUUGUAGUCAAUUUUUAGUUUAGGGAUCUGGGUAUUUAUUUAGGGCUUCCAUUGAGACGUCUGUAGUUGUAUGGGCAUAUUUUCUCCAUGAGAAGUAGUGAAUGAAAUUAGUGCACUAGAGUAAUAUGGAAAGAGAUCACUGUCAAGCUUGGGUAUUUGUUAGGGUUGAAUGCAUUUCAAGCUUGGGUGUUU